AUGCCCUCGGGAAGGAACGAGGAGCCCGGCCCGGGGGGGAGGGCCGGGGGGAGGCGGGGAGGCGCAGGAAGUUCUUCUCUCGUCCCCCGGCUCGGCAGCGCCCGCCGCGCCCAGCCGGCUCGUCGCGUGGCGCCCGGGCAGCCCGGGCCGCAUCCCCCCGCCGGGGCCCCGCGGCACCCCGCGCGCGCGCGCCGGCACCUGCCGGACGGCCCGGGCGCGCGGGACCCCGGCCCCCGGCGCCGGGAAGGUGGGGAAGGGGAGGGGACACGCGAGGUCCGCGCCGGCCUGCUCCGCGCCCGGGGCCCGCCCGCCGCGCCGCCCGAGCGCGGGGGAGGGGACGCCCGAGCGGCCCCCGCGCGACCCCGGCCCGACCUCCGGCGCUGCGCGGGGCGGGCGCGCGGGACCGCCUCCAGGUGCCCGAUCCGCGCCGCGCGCCGGGCGGGCAGCGCGUCCCGCGGCCUCCGUGCGCCGGGCCCGGGGCCGCCUCGGCCGGGACCCCGGCCCCGCUCGGGACCCCCCCGGCCCCGGCGCCGCGCCCGCGCCCGGGCCUCCCCUCCCCCUCGGGCUGGGGGCGGGGCGGCCGCGGCGCCCGGAGAGCGCCCCGACCGGCAGCUCUGCGACCGAUCGGGAGGUGCAGGCCGGCCCCGCGCGACCCCCGACCCGCCGCCGGGCCGUCGGCCGGCUGACAGGUGCUCGGGGCCCUGGCCGGGGACUCGUCGGCGGCGCGCGCGGCCCCCGCGUCCCCCCCUCCCCCUCGCCUUCGCCCCCAUCCCCCCCCGCCCCCCCCCCCCCGCCGCCGCGGCGCGGCGCAGGAUCUGUUCAGACCUCGGGGAACUGGUUCAGGUCCAGGUUCUGCUUUGA
Molecule: messenger RNA, 861 nt
Organism: Balaenoptera acutorostrata (minke whale)
Lineage: Eukaryota; Metazoa; Chordata; Mammalia; Artiodactyla; Balaenopteridae
Product: basic proline-rich protein-like
Exons: 1
Coding region: 1-861 (286 amino acids)
Source: RefSeq, a predicted model, not a curated record